UACAGAAAGAAUUAAAUUUUAUUUUUAAUUUUUUUAUCUUAUUUUCUUUCUGAAAUCUCGCCAACGCCUUUUCACUCCCCCUCUCUCCCUCUUUCACUGCUCUCCCACUCUCCCUCUGAAUCCCAUCGCCGCUGCUUACACCGUCCUCCAUCACCGCUUGCACUGCCUGUCUUCGCCCACUCCACCGUCGCUCGCACCGCCUUCGCCCCUUCCCACCGCCGUCGCGCCCCCCCCCCCCCCCUAGGCCCUCGCCUGGUACAGCCGUCGCCCCUUCCCCACCCCGCCCCGGGCGCCGCUCACCCCACACCCACCGCCGUUUCAGGUUUGAAAGGAAUGACAAAAACUUGCCAAGUGUGACGUUCUCGUCGAAGAAGCUGAUAGGAAUGGGAUUCAAGUUCAAGUACAGCUGGGGGGACAUGUUCAAAGGAGCCAUUAACACCUGCAGGGAGAAGGGAUUACUUCCCUACUCCUUUGAAACCCCCGCCGAUGACCAUUCCUCCCAAAGCCCUACCACUGGCACCUAGAUUUUGAAUCAUUCACCAAAUAAAAAAGCUAGCUUAAGUAAUGAUCCUUUUUUUUUCUUUCUGUUUUUCUGUUUUUGACAAUUGGCUUUAAGCAAUUGUCUUCUUAAAUGGGCUCUUUUGUUAUCUUUUCAAAAGAAUAAUUGAAUGGAUGAUGUGCUCCCGCUGUGAUUAAAGGAAGAGCCAUGUUAAUGUUUUCUGCAUUUUAUUCUUGAAAAUACAAUAGGUAGUGGAUCAUCAACUUCUCAACUGAAAUUGUUGAGGAAAUGAAUUCUAUUUUGAGGGAAAAUUCAUGUUCUAUCUGGGAAUGAGGGGGAGACAGCUCCAGAUACAAAAAAUGAGAAGUUAUAACAGCUAGAUUUGCCCAAGAAGGGAAGGAAAUGGAACUAAUUAACUUCCUGUAAUUUGGAGAUCUAUGUUACCCCUGUUACAAAAAUUAUUAAGGUAAUCAAAGAGUGAAAUGAUUUCAGGUUUCAAUUGCGAUAAUUGCAGUUGCAGUUGAAUGCCCUAUUGGAAAAUCACCAAAUCGGGUCCAUAAUCAAUCACAUGGCAAAUCAAGUUCUUGCGUUCCAGAGAAACUGCAAUGCCAUUCCCAUGUUCCUAUCAUUCUUACAUCAACUGCUCUAGAAAGUGAAGAAUAAUGGAUGCAUUGAGCAUUUGUGGGAAAACAUUCAUAUGAGUCAAUCCUAAGUAAUCUCCUAUUCAAGACUAAAUACAUUAUUCGGCCUCAAGUAUAUCCGGAUGUUGCAAAUUUGUCAUGACCAGUGAUCAAAUCCCACAGGGCACAAACAUGGUAAAUCACCUCUAAACGGAACCAUUCUCCUUGUUGGUUUAUAUAAUGCAACCUCAAGGAAUAGUAGAAAAAUCAUCACUUCACCUAAUACAAUCCCUAUUUCCAGCCUCAAAUUCUAUCAAUCUUUGUUCCCAAUAUUCCCACCUUCAAACUUUUGCUCUAGCCUUUAGCCAUGGAAGUUUCUCCACCGUCGGCCACCGUAUGUGUCACUGAAGCUUCCGGGUGAAUCGGCUCGUGGCUCGUCAUGAGGUUUCUUCAACGUGGCUAUACUGUUUGCGCAACCGUUCGAGACCCAGGGAACAUGAAGAAGGUGAAGCCGAUGAUGGAGUCGCCAAAUGCCGACACCAACUUGACACUGUGGAAGGCGGAUCUGGGCAAAGACAGGAGCUUCGAUGGGCCAUCGAAGGUUGCUCCCGCAUGUUUCGUGUGGCCAUGCCCAUGGGCUUCGACUCAAAGGACCCUGAUGUUCGACGGCGGUGGUGUGGGCGACCAGGUGGGGACAACGGCGAGCGGUGCAAGCGGUGAUGGCGGACAAUGCAAGCGGCGAUGGCGGACAGUUGGUAUUAGCCGUGAAAGAGGGAGAGAGGGGGAGUGAAAAGGCGUUGGCGGGAUUUCAGAAAGAAAAUAAGAUAAAAAAAUUAAAAAUAAAAUUUAAUUCUUUCUGUAAAGCUUCCUGUAAAACUUUUCUGUACAAGUAGCAUAAUCCUUAACCAAUAGCUACACUACAGUUUGGCUAUCACACUAUAUAAUUUAAGUUCAGG
Molecule: messenger RNA, 2075 nt
Organism: Diospyros lotus (date-plum)
Lineage: Eukaryota; Viridiplantae; Streptophyta; Magnoliopsida; Ericales; Ebenaceae
Product: dihydroflavonol 4-reductase-like
Exons: 2
Coding region: 1559-1909 (116 amino acids)
Source: RefSeq, a predicted model, not a curated record